AUGGCGUUGAUGCGCUGUAUGAACACUACCACCUUUGAGCUCCACACCAGCACCCAGAUCGACUUUAGACAACAAGGCUAUGGUAUCUUGUCGCACCGAUGGGGCUCCAACGAGAUUUUAUUUUCACAAGUCAGUCAAUUUGCUCAUGAAUUGAGACAAACCAGAAACCGUCACGCCCUACCGCAACUCGACAAAAUCCUGGGCGCUUGCAUCACUGCUCGCCAGCAAGGUCUCCAGUGGAUGUGGAUCGACAACUGCUGUAUCAACAAAUCAGAUAACAGCGAAUUAUCCGAGUCCAUCAAUUCCAUGUUUAAAUGGUAUAGCGAGGCAGUGGUCUGCUUAACAUAUCUGUCCGAUGUCCGCUACGCCGGUGGCUCGCCUGUGUUCCAAAGCUAUGAGACUGAUCUAGCACAGUCAAUCGAGGACGCCACCGGUAUUGCAGCACGAUAUCUCACCAAGGAGGCCGAUUUCCGCACCGCCUGCAUCGCAGCAAAGAUGAGCUGGGCAGCACGUCGUGAGACAACAAAAGAAGAGGACAUGGCAUAUUGUCUAUUUGGAAUCUUCAACCUUCAUUUACCUGUCCAGUACGGUGAAGGCAAAGCGGCUUUUAUCAGACUUCAAGACGCUCUGAUAGCCAAGAACGAUGAAUCACUUUUUGCCUGGAAGAUGCCUCUUGGAGGACCAGGGUCUAGUCUCGAAAUUAUACCAGACAAUACGGUAGACCUCGGUCCGGAUGAGUGGGGUCUCUUAGCUCCCUCUCCCAAGUGGUAUGAGCACUGCGGAAAGAUGACGACACAGCACAAGAAGUCUGUCAUGAGACAACGAGGAGGUUUUACCAGAACACCACAGGGCAUCAGUGGGCCAAUUGGUAAACGGAAUCAUUUUGUAACUGCAUUCCUGACUGGGUUUACUAUCGUCGGAGCUAUUCCUUUCCAGAUAUGGCUGGCUGUUCGACAGAGGACAACACUCAAGUACACGCUCAACUGCUGGGAGCCAAAUGAAGUCGGCGAGUUGAGGGCGGUGAGAUUGCACUUGAGACCUGUUAGGAGAGAUCCUCCAAUGUGGAUAAGGACUGCCAGUCAAGGCUAUGAUUUGGUCAAAGAUGCACCAGCAACUGAUUAUUCGGCUGUCGGAACAGUUUGGCAGCCUCAAGUGUACUAA
Messenger RNA from Fusarium graminearum PH-1, 1161 nucleotides. RefSeq lists its product as uncharacterized. The transcript has 2 exons. Lineage: Eukaryota; Fungi; Ascomycota; Sordariomycetes; Hypocreales; Nectriaceae. The coding region runs from base 1 to 1161 and encodes 386 amino acids. The record is from RefSeq and is a predicted model, not a curated record.